AGAUCUCUGAAAAUGAGCGACUCUGAUAGUGAUUUCUCUAUCGAAGAAUCACCCAAGGCGAAGAAAACCGCACCAAAGAAGGAGAAGGCGUCGCCGAAAAAAAAAGAAAGAUGAUGCCAACGAGUCGCUGGUAAUGUCUGAAGAAGACCGAAACGUGUUCACGUCGAUCGACAAAAAAGGUGGUGGCUCGAAGCAAAUGGACGACCUCAACCAAAAGUGCCCCAAGAGGAAGACUUCCAAGCUGAAGGGCAUCCCAAAGCUCGAAGAUGCGAACGACGCUGGAACCAAAAAUUCCCAACAGUGUACAUUGAUUCUGACGGAGGGAGACUCGGCCAAAACGCUUGCUGUUUCGGGACUUUCAGUCGUUGGACGCGACAAAUAUGGAGUAUUCCCAUUUCGAAGAAAAUUGCUAAAUGUCUGCGAUUUAAAUGUGAAUCAAAUCGCCGAUAGUGCUGAGGUCAAUGCCAUCAUCAAGAUUCUGGGACUCCAAUACACGAAGAAGUACGAGACAGAAGAUGACUUUAAGACUCUUCGAUACGGGAAAUUGUUAAUCAUGGCAAAUCAUGAUUCAGACGGCUCUCAAUUCAAAGGACUUCUGCUCAACUUCUUUCAUCGCUUUUGGCCUGCGCUCUUUAAACGCGACUUCGUCGAGGAUUUCAUCACUCCAAUUGCCAAAGCCACCGAAGGAAAAGAGGAAGUUUCGUUUUAUUCGCUCCCAGAAUAUUCUGAGUGGAGAAUGAAUACGGAUAACUGGAAGUCGUAUACGAUCAAGUACUACAACGGAUUGGGGACAUUGACUUCUAAGGAAGCUAAGAAGUGCUUCUCGGACAUGGUUCGUCAUCGUAUCCGCUUCAAGUACAACGGAGCUGAUGAUGAUAAAGCUGUCAACAUGGCUUUUUCAAAGAAGAAGAUUGAAGCAAGGACAGACUAUCUCAUGAAGUUGAUGCAGGAUAAGAAUCAAAGAAAGCAGCAGGGGCUGGCUGAAGAGUGCCUCUACAACAAAGAAACUCGAUUUGUCACCCUAAAAGAUUUCUUCAACUACGAAAUAGUUUGCUCAUGGAAUUUGCAUUCAAUUCCAUGUCUUGUGGAUGGUUUGAAACCAGGACAGCGGAAGGUUCUCUUCGCGUGCUUCAAAAGAGCAAACAAGCGUGAAGUCAAAGUAGCUCAACUGGCUGGAGCUGUCGCUGAAAUUUCUGCUUACCAUCACGGAGAACAGUCGCUUAUGGGAACAAUUGUGAAUCUCGCUCAAGAUUACGUUGGCUCCCACAACAUCAACCUGCUUCUUCCUAUCGGGCAGUUUGGUACUCGUCUCCAAGGUGGAAAGGACAGUGCUUCAGCUCGUUCCAUCUUCGCUCAACUGUCGCAAGUCACUCGUACACUCUUCCCGGCUCACGAUGACAAUGUCCUUCGUUUCCUUUAUGAAGAAAAUCAGCGUAUUGAGCCAGAAUGGUAUUGCCCGAUUAUUCCAAUGGUUCUCGUCAAUGGAGCUCAAGGAACCGGUACUGGAUGGUCCACGAACAUUCCUAAUUACAAUCCACGUGAACUGGUCAAGAACAUCAAGCGUCUUAUCGCCGGCGAGCCACAGAAAGCCUUAGCUCCAUGGUACAAGAACUUCCGCGGAAAGAUUAUUCAAAUCGACCCGAGUCGAUUUGCAUGCUAUGGUGAAGUUUCUGUGCUUGAUGACAAUACAAUUGAGAUCACUGAGUUGCCAAUCAAACAGUGGACUCAAGACUACAAAGAGAAGGUUUUGGAAGGAUUGAUGGAGAGCUCGGACAAGAAAUCGCCUGUUAUUGUCGACUACAAAGAGUAUCACACAGAUACUACUGUUAAGUUCGUCGUGAAGCUCUCGCCGGGAAAACUUCGUGAAUUGGAGCGCGGUCAGGAUCUUCAUCAAGUCUUCAAGCUCCAAGCUGUCAUCAACACUACGUGCAUGGUACUUUUCGAUGCUGCCGGAUGGCUUCGUACAUACACUUCGCCAGAAGCGAUUACUCAAGAGUUCUACGAUAGCCGCCAAGAGAAGUACGUACAGAGAAAGGAGUACCUCCUCGGAGUUCUUCAGGCUCAGAGCAAGCGUCUCACUAACCAGGCUCGUUUUAUCCUCGCCACGAUCAACAACAAGAUUGUUCUCGAGAACAAGAAGAAGACGGCGAUUGUCGAUGUUUUGAUCAAGAUGAAGUUCGAUGCUGAUCCAGUGAAGAAGUGGAAGGAGGACCAAAAGCUCAAAGAGCUUCGUGAAUCUGGAGAAAUCGAGCUGGACGAAGAUGAUCUAGCUGCAGUCGCCGUCGAAGAGGGCGAAGACAUUUCCUCUGCUGCGAAGGCCGUUGAAACCAAGCUAUCCGACUACGAUUACCUCGUCGGAUUAGCUCUCAUCAAGCUUUCGGAAGAAGAGAAGAAUAAGCUCAUCAAAGAAUCGGAGGAGAAGAUGGCUGAGGUUCGAGUUCUGGAGAAGAAGACCUGGCAAGAUCUUUGGAUUACCGACCUAGACAAUUUCAUGUCUGAAUUGACAAGCAGGAGGCUCGCGAGAAAGCUGAGUCUAAGGCGAACCGCGACGCGAUGGUAUGCGAUGAUAUGUCAGAGGAGAGUGACGUGGAGUUCGAUGAAGGAAUCGAUUUCAAUUCGGACGAUGACGGUGUGGAGCGUGAGAAUGUCGUCUCGAAGCUGAGAAGAAGCCGUCCACAAGCAAAAACCCCGACGAGGACAGCGGGAUGGCCCCCUCAGGAUUAAAGCGGUCUCGAGAACGCCCAACGACAACCGGAUCACCCAAACAAAAGAAGAUGCGCGUCGAAGAAGCCGACUAAUUUUUUCCCCAACUUUUAUUCCCCAACUGUUUCCAAUUUAUUUUCUUUAUAUUUUAAAAUCGUUUUAACGAUCUCAUCAAUCAGAUACUACUAAUUUCCCCUUCCCAAGUUCGAUCUAAUUGCAUCCCUACUCAGAUAAACGUGUUAGCUUCUA
Molecule: messenger RNA, 2952 nt
Organism: Caenorhabditis elegans
Lineage: Eukaryota; Metazoa; Nematoda; Chromadorea; Rhabditida; Rhabditidae
Gene: cin-4
Product: DNA topoisomerase-like protein cin-4
Exons: 5
Coding region: 134-2662 (842 amino acids)
Biological process (GO): DNA metabolic process; DNA topological change
Molecular function (GO): ATP binding; DNA topoisomerase type II (double strand cut, ATP-hydrolyzing) activity; DNA binding
Source: RefSeq, marked reviewed